AUGACUUUGGAAAAUAGUCUAUCGCCUGCCACAUUUUAUGGUAAAAAACAUUCAAGAAAAGUAAAAGCAGUCGCAGAGAUAGAUGAGUAUGUGGUUGAAUACCGCCAUAGAUUGGCGGACGCAAAUGACCCAAGUAGUACUUGGGAAGUGUUUAGAAAACAAGAAGCAGCUUUAAAAUUUGGUAAUGGCAAGUGUGGUUUAAUGGUAUUUGCAUUUCAACACCGGUUGGGUCGUAGGAGCUUCCUGGUUGCUAAUCCAAAGGUAUUUUGGCAUUAUGACGUUCAGAGAAAAGUUGAGGAAAGAUGCUCUUAUGAAAUUAUAGUAGAGCAUACGGUUUGCAAGCUCUAUUUCGACAUCGAAUUUGACAAACUUUCAAAUAAAACCAGUAAUGGGCCAAAAAUGAUUGAAACGUUUUUGAAGAUUGUAUUUCUUUAUCUUGAUAAAGAAUUAAAUGUAAAAGUCUCUCGAAAAAAUGUAAUAGAUAUGGAUUCAAGCACUCCUUCUAAAUUCAGUAGGCACUUGAUAUUUAUCAUACCUAAUGCUGCAUUUCACUGUAAUUACUGCGUAGGAAAUUUUGUCAAAUAUAUUUGCCAAGAAAUUACACACAGCGUCAGUGCAGAUGACCAUUUACUGCGACAGUUCUUUCAGCUGUCAGAGUUAGAGUCAUUGUUUGUAUGGGAUAGAAGAAGUGAGACUGUCCUGUUUUGUGACCAAAGUGUUUACACUAAAAAUAGACAUUUUAGGGUAUAUGGUUCAACAAAAUAUAUGAAAAACAACCCAUUAACAACUAGUGAAGAAGAUCAGUUUAAAUCAACACUGAAAAAUCAAAAUGAAUUGGAAUUGUGGUAUUUUCUUGAGUCACUAGUUACUUACUUUUCCAGUGAAGUCGGGAGAGUUCUGGAUUAUGGUUCAGACUGUGAAUCAUUUAAGCAAGGAAAGAAACUAAAAAGGCACUCAGAUUAUUCCUCUGCCUGUAAUUCACCAUAUCCUCAAAUCGACAAUUUUAUUAGUAAAUUUAUAGAUCCUGGAAGAAUUUGGCGUUGGGCCUAUUUCAGUUCCAAUGGGUAUAUUUCAUAUGACAUUAUUGGAUACAGAUUCUGUCAUAAUAUAAAUCGUGAACACCGGAGUAAUAACGUCAAAUACAUAGUGAAUUUGGCAGAAGCUUGUUUCUAUCAGAAAUGUCAUGAUCCAGACUGUAGAAGCUUCACUUCACAAGCCUGGAAAUUGCCACCGGAGCUUGCUUUCAUUCUUGAAGAUGAUGAAAUGUUUAAUACAGAUAAAACAGAAGUUGGCUUUGGUGAUUUUGAAUUACCUGAUGAUGCUAUGAUAGGAAUUCUAGACAGUGUUGAAUUUGAUUUGGUAUAUGCAGGAGGAACCACAUAG
Molecule: messenger RNA, 1383 nt
Organism: Schistocerca piceifrons (Central American locust)
Lineage: Eukaryota; Metazoa; Arthropoda; Insecta; Orthoptera; Acrididae
Product: DNA-directed primase/polymerase protein-like
Exons: 1
Coding region: 1-1383 (460 amino acids)
Biological process (GO): replication fork processing; mitochondrial DNA replication; response to UV
Cellular component (GO): nucleus; mitochondrial matrix
Molecular function (GO): chromatin binding; DNA-directed DNA polymerase activity
Source: RefSeq, a predicted model, not a curated record